AUGAAUAAUAAAAAAAAUUAUAAAGAUAAUGGAGAAAAUGAAAAUAAUUUUUGGUCUAUUUUUAGAAAUUGUUUUAUUAGAAAUUUAAUAUUUAAAAAUAUUAAAAUAAUUGAACCAAUGAAAUUUGGAGUUUUUCAAUAUAAUCAAAUUAUUGAAGUUGAAUGGUUAUUAAAUUUUAAUUAUCAAUACCUUUUAUGGUGGAAAGUGAUUGAAGGUAGUUAUUUAGUAUUUAAAGGAUCAAUUUUAAAAGAAAUUAAAAAAAAAUGUUUAUUUGAUUAUUUUAAAAAUGAUAAAAUAUUUUAUUCAAAAUUAUUAUUAAAUUAUCCAAAUUAUUUUAAACCAACUGAAAAGAAUUCAUCAUUUUUGGAAAAGAUUGCAAUUGAAUUUGAUAAUGUUGCAUUGAUACAAGUAUUGGUUGAAGAGUAUAAUCAUCAAUUUAAUUAUAGUAUAAUUGAAAGUUCAAUUGAAAUUGGGUCAUAUCAAGUUGCAGCUUAUUUAUUAUCAUUAAAAGAGAAUGAAAUCCGGUCAUAUAAACUUAGUAAUUUAUUUACAAAAAUAAUUUUAAAUCCGUUAGAUGAAGAUUUAAGUAAAUCAUUGGAUUUCUUUAUUAAUAAAUUAAAAAUUCAACAAAACAAUCCACUUUUAUUAUCAUGUGGUAGAUUAUUUAGUUUUCAAAUUUAUAGACAACCUUUAAAAUUAAUAUUGGAUUGUUGUUAUUCAAUAAUUUAUUUAAAAUCAUAUAUUCAAGAAUAUAUUAAUGAUUUUCAAACAAAUAUUGAAAAUGUAACAUUAAUUAGAAAUGAAUUAAAAGGUGAAAAUUCAAUUAUGGUUGAACAAUUAUUAAAUGAAAAAUAUAUAUUAUUAUCAGUUGAAGAAUUGGAUGAAAUUAAAUGUAAACUUUGUUUUAAUGAUGAUGAUGAAAAUAAUUUAAAAUUAGAAAUUUAUAAAUUCCCAUCAUCAAAUGAUAUGAUUAGAAAAUUAUAUAAUAUGUUAAUUAUUUUUAAUAGAAAAAAAGGUGAAAAAUGUAUGUUUGAAAGUUUUUUAUUUUAUAAAUCUAAAUACUUUCAUCAUCAAUCCUUGUCAUCAACAGGACUAUCUUUUAUUUCACCAAAUUUAUCACCAUUAUUAUUUAAAUCUUAUAGAUUUGGUAUUUUUAAAAAGGAAGAUUUAAUAUUAAAAAAUGGUGAAGUAUCAUGUUUCAAUCAUAAAUGUUCAAAGAAUGUCCAAUUUAAAAUAUUUGAAUAUUGUCCACAAGAAGAAGAAAAACAAUUAGAUUUCUUGAAAGCAGUUUGUGAAUAUUCAAAAAAUGAAAUAACUGAUAAAUAUCAAAAAUAUUUAAUAAAUACUCAAACUAUACUUUAUUGUAUAAAUAUUGAUAAUUUCAAUUAUUUACAAUUAGUUGUUGAUUUAUUAAUUGGUAAAGGUAGUUGUGGUAACCUAUAUAAAUUUUUCAAUGUAUUUGAUGUUAAUAAAAUUUCAAUUAAAAUCCAGUCACCAAAAGUAUUUGAUUUAUUGUUUAAGAAAUUCCCAAUAAAACAAAGGAUAAAUGAUAAAAAUGAAAUCAUUACAGUGGAUUUACAAAUUCAACAAUUGUUUCAUAAAUUUUUAAAAUAUCAACCACAUUUAGCAUUUCAUUUUAAAAAUAGUUAUCCAAAGGAAUAUCAAAUGUGUAUUAGUACAUCAUUGGUUAAUUUAUCUUUUAUUAUCUAUGGUAUUGAUACCGUGAAAUUAUUAAAUUCUUCAAAAUUCAUUUUUUCAAAUUGGAAUGAUUUCACAGAUUAUCAUACCGAUAGACAAACCGAUACGAUAAUACAAGACAUUUGGAAUAAUUUACCAGUGGAUUUAUCAAUUGAUGAUUUCAUAUGGUUGGUUGAAAAUACUCAUAAAAAUUCAAGAAAUUCUUUUAAAUUUUCAUAUUCCACACCAUCAAAUAUUUUAAAAAUAAAUCAAUUGAAACAAAUUCAUUAUUUAUUAAAUAAUAGACCUGAUUAUAUUAAUAAUAAUAGAUAUAAAUCCGAGAUUGUUGAUGUCUUAAUUUGUAUUUAUCAAUAUGGUAAUGGUGAUUGCAAUGUUGUUGAAUAUAUUUUGAAUAAGAAAUUAAUAAUUGAUCAAUUAAUUAAAAAACAUGGAUUAAAUUUAGUGGUUUAUUCCUUACUAGAUUAUAUUAUUAAAAGAGGUGAAAUUGAAAUUGUUUCACAUUUAUUAUCACACUUGUUUAUACCAGGUUCGAGAAUGACUUCAAUCUCUCAAGGUAUUAUAUCAGAGAUUAGAAAAUUCUUUUUAGUUUCAGUUUAUAAUGGAAAUUUAGAAAUUUUAAAAUAUUUAACUAAAAAUUUCAUUUGGGUUUAUACUGAUUGUGAAAAAGAAUUAUUCCAAUUAUUUGUUAUAGCUAUUGAUAAUACAAAUUUGGAAAUCGUUGAUUUUAUGUUAAAUCAAUUUAAAGAUUUAAUUUGUAAUGCAAUUAAAAAUGGUUUUACAAUUCCAAAUAAUGUUUAUAUUAAAAAUAAUGUUGUUUAUAAUAAUUCAUUUUUAUUAAAAGAAUUUAAAAUUAAUUUUUUAAUUGAUUUUAUUAAAUAA
This is a messenger RNA of Dictyostelium discoideum AX4, 2577 nucleotides long. RefSeq lists its product as hypothetical. The coding region runs from base 1 to 2577 and encodes 858 amino acids. The record is from RefSeq and is a predicted model, not a curated record. The transcript has a single exon. Lineage: Eukaryota; Evosea; Eumycetozoa; Dictyosteliales; Dictyosteliaceae.